Paramuricea clavata is the source of this 1890-nucleotide messenger RNA. The record is from the annotation of a GenBank genome assembly. Lineage: Eukaryota; Metazoa; Cnidaria; Anthozoa; Malacalcyonacea; Plexauridae.
AUGGCUCACAGUGGACUAAGUGAUGCAGAAUAUAGAAACUGGGUUACUGUUGGUCGAGCAAUCCAGAUUACCCGAAACGGCUUAGAAACCAUAAUUCAAAAUGCUGCUGACAAGUACCACAAUUCACUGCUUGCAACUUUGCCACAUAAUGUACCAACGUGGAAAUCUCACUUGGAGAAUGCCCAUCGAUCACGUGAUAAAAGAAACAUAUCCUGGAGCAACAGUGACAAAACUCAGUGGUUGACCGUUGGUGCCUCAUGGGAGAUUGCUAAGAUUUUCAUGGCUUUCUUGGGAAAGGGAAAACUUGAUGUAGUCAACGCCAAAACUACUGAUAUAUCGGGACUGUUGAAUGUAUUAGAAUGGUCUCCGAGAGGGACAAAUGGUAUGUUCAACACAGGUGUCGAUCUCUCGAAAAUAGCAGCGGCAAGAACUGCUAGGAAUCUUUGGGCACAUGCACCGUCGCUGCAUAUAAGUGAUGCUGAUAAAGUCGACGCGUUGAAAUUUUUAACCUCGCUUCUUCAAGAUCCAGAAUUAAACGGUGACAAAGAUGUCCAAGACGCCAUAAAAGAGCUUAGUAGUUUAUCCCACACUGGUCUAGCAGUUAUCGAAGAGAAAGAAUUGGAAUUAUUCGUUCAGUUACGACGUGAACUUGGUCAGGAUAUGGUCAGUUUGGAAAGUGAUAAGACUUUUUGGAAGAAACAAGUGCAGGCAACCUUGGAGCAGAUUAAAGAUCUGAGGAAAGGCUUGGAUGAAUUUAUAAAGAAAAACGGAAUACAAGACGCCCUGAAAACUGUCGAGAAAAGAAUCAAUCGCUUGGAAAAUUCUACCAUUACUACCAACAGCCGGCUGGAAAAGCUAGAAGCUAUAUCAGAGUCACAGCAAUUCUCUUGUGACGUGAAGCAGGAGCUAAAGUUCAACCCAGUCUCUGAACAGAUGAAGGAAGAAUUUGUCGGUCGUGAGUGGUUGUUCAGUGAGAUUCACAAUUGGUUAAAAAAAGACCUCAGGCCUCCGGAGUCUCGUGCCUUCCUUAUCUGGGGUGGUGCUGGAACAGGCAAAAGCUCGUUCGCCCAAGAGUUUGUCCGUCGGCACGAGGGAGAGAAUUUGGCUGGAUACCAUUACUGCCAAAAAGAUAAUCCUCGCACCUGCGAUUUGAAAUCGUUAGUCUAUAGUCUCAGCAGUAUGCUAUCGACGAGUCUUCCCGAAUAUGCUACCUUGGUUGGGAAACUACAGACUGAUAAAUUUGAAAAUUAUCCUAAUGCAUUGUUCGAUUUGUUAAUUACCACACCAUUGCAGCAAUUGAAUGAAAAUACCAAACAUUUUCUUAUCAUCGAUGGCUUGGAUGAAGGAGAGUCCAUGAUUGCUUCUUGCCUUGCCAGAUUAUCAGGAACACUUCCUUCGUGGCUUCGCGUCAUUUUGACUGCAAGACACAAUGCUCCCGCUCUAUCGGGCCUUUUUUUAAAUUCCACCUCUGCUAAACUAGACCAAUUUGAGACUAGUCCCAAGUCCCUGUCUAGCAAAGAUAUUCGUGAAUUUGUCUCCAUGAAGUACAGAAAACUUCAAACUGAAUAUAAAUGUAUUCCUUCUUUCUUUGCUAAUGACGAGCAGGUAGGCAAAGAGAAAAUAGUUCAGGCUAGUCAGAAUUGCUUUCUUUAUGCUAAACUAGUGAUGGAACACAUCUUUGAUGGUCAUAGUGAAAUUGGUUUGCCUGCCUCGUUAUCUGAGAUUUACUGUUUGGACUUCAGGCGUCACUUUUCAGAUAUAGAAUUCUUUGAGAGAAACGUUGCACCUGUGCUUCAGAUUGUGCUUGCCAUUCAAUCUGCUAAGGCUUUUAUAGAUACAGAGAUUGAUAUAAAAAAUCGGUUAAAUUUCGCAACUUCCUAUCCUUCCUGA